UCGCCAUGCCGAACGCGUUCGCUUCCGUCGGGCUCGUCAUCGGAAUUGUUGGCACCGCGCUUAUGGGACUGCUGAUAACCGGGUCUCUUCACUUGCUCCUCAAAAUCCAUUAUCUGAUGUGCGCUCGACUGCGGAAACCGGUUUUGGUCUACGACGAGGUGGUGGUCGCCGUUUUUACCACGGACGUGCGAAAGCCGUGGCUCUCGCCGCGCACCGCAACUCUCGUCGUCGACAUCGCGAUACUGGUAUGCUACAUAGGGAUCGGUUCGGUCUACGUCGUGUUUAUUGCCGGCGUGAUCCAAGAGUGUCUAGACAGCAACAAGCUCAUCAGUCAGAGCUAUUACGCCCUUAUAAUAUUUCCCCUUCUUUUCCUAAUGAACAUGGCAAAAAAUCUGGCGGAAAUCGCGCCGAUUUCCAUCGCCGGGAACAUCUUUCUCGUCGCCGCCGCAAUCAUCGGGAUUGUUUACGCGCUGAAGGACGGAAUCGGCGACGAUUGGUUCGUGUUCGGACCGAGCGUAGGUCUGUACCCGAAAUUCUUCGGGAUGGUUUUCUUCAGCAUGUGCUCGCCGGGAUUGAUACUGGCGAUAGAACAUAGUAUGAAAAAACCGUGGAAUUACGUCAGACUGUCCGGAGUGUUGAACUGGGGCAUGGCGUUUUUGGUUUUGAUACACAUCGUCGUCGGAGCUGUCGGUUACUUGAAGUGGGGACCCGACGCGCUCGGCAAUUUUAUUCGCAAUCACGAGAAACUCGAUGGUCCGACUGUCACGGCCUUGGUGCUUCAAUCGUCAGCGAUAUUCUUCACAUACGGACUGCAGUGUUACAUGCCCAUUACGAUACUCAAGCACAGUUACGUUCUACCGGGCAUCGAGAGCGGCACUUACAGAGGAACGCCGUUGCUGUGGGAUCUGAUUAUUCGCUUCGGCGUCACCCUCGUCACGUGCAUUCUAGCGGCGGUGAUUCCGAAACUCGAUCUGUUCACCGGUCUGGUCGGCGCCGUGUGCAUAUCCACUUUGGCCACGUUAAUACCGACCACUUUGUACAUUCUCGUUCAUCACGAAGACUUCGGCAAGUACAAGUGGAGACUGAUUCUGGGCGUCUUCAUGUUUGUCGUCGCCUUUCUCGCGACCGUAGGCGCCAUUGUGAUCGAUGUAAUCUUAAUCGUCGAGUACUUUAUAUACGGGAACUAAAGCCGACGAACGACGGCGCGGUGUGUGUUUAUCUUAAUCUAGUCUCUGUUCGUAGUAGCCCGAUGAAAAUAUCGCGUGCGGUCGCGUUUACCACUUUUGUCCUCGGUUUUAACGCCGCUCCGCCGUUUACGCGCGAUUCAGCCUAAUCGCAACGGCAGCUG
This is a messenger RNA of Pseudomyrmex gracilis, 1348 nucleotides long. RefSeq names its product proton-coupled amino acid transporter-like protein CG1139. Gene Ontology annotation, cellular component: vacuolar membrane. The transcript is spliced from 6 exons. Gene Ontology annotation, biological process: amino acid transmembrane transport. The coding region runs from base 6 to 1187 and encodes 393 amino acids. The record is from RefSeq and is a predicted model, not a curated record. Gene Ontology annotation, molecular function: amino acid transmembrane transporter activity. Lineage: Eukaryota; Metazoa; Arthropoda; Insecta; Hymenoptera; Formicidae.